AUGUCCAAGGAUAGUGCUGAAGGGAGUCAGAUGGACUCAUCGUAUAGUACUUUGGCCGAUCUUCAAAAGGGAAAGAAGAGGAAGAGGGCCCAGCCACGCCAUGAGAGGAGAUCUGUUAUGCCACGGAAGACUUUGAUCGCUGCUGGAAAGCAUAUGAAGCUUGAGGAUGACGACGAAUGCAGCAAACAAAUGAAAGCCACAAAAGGCGGAGAGACGGCAGCCAAUUCAUCAACUCUCGCUGUCUCCAGCGAAGGAUGUUCCACUCCGCAUACUAACAAGCGCCAAAAGUCAGAAUCGUCCUAUAACGUUGCGACGGCUAGUUCGAAGCCAACAGGAGGUGACACGCCGAACAAGAAGUCUGAAUCAUCCCAGAGAUACUCAAAUCGACAUCAAGCUGUUCCGCCCCACCUGAGCAGGAAGCGCGAUGAACUACUUCCUCUCCGGAAAACCCUUCCAAUCUGGCCACAGGCAGACACCAUCAAAGCUGCGCUGAAGAAGAACAAUGUUUUGGUCCUAACAGGAGAGACUGGUUCCGGAAAAUCUACUCAAGUACCCCAGUUUUUAGCAAGCGAACCUUGGUGUACUAGGUGUAUAGCAAUCACGCAACCUCGAAGGGUCGCCGCCAUCUCACUAGCACGUCGUGUAGCGGAAGAGAUGGGCAGCUUCAUGGGUAGCCAAAGCCCGGCAGCCAAAGUUGGAUACAGUGUGCGUUUCGACAACUCAACAGGCCCGAAUACGAAAAUCAAGUUCCUUACAGAGGGUAUGCUAUUGCAAGAAAUGCUCAGGGACCCGGUGAUGUCACAAUACAGCGCUAUAGUCGUGGAUGAGGUUCACGAAAGAAGUGUCAACGUCGAUCUGAUUCUGGGUUUCCUGCGGAAGCUCGUAGCCAGCAUUGAAAAUGGCAGCACGAAGAAGCGUGAACAUCCCCUCAAGGUAGUAGUCAUGAGUGCUACAGCAGAUGUGGAGGGUCUCGUCAAGUUUUUUGAGGAGAGCCAACUGGCACCAGAGCCGAAAGGAGUCACUAACAAGUCUACCGGGAAAGAUCUAAGAACAGUUUCCACAUGCUUUGUCGAGGGACGACAGUAUCCAGUCAAAACGACUUACACACCAGAACCAGUACAAGAUUGGGUAGAGUCAGCUCUGAAAAUUAUAUUCCAAAUACACUACAAGGAGCAGCUUCCCGGCGAUAUACUGGUGUUCCUUACAGGUCAGGACACUAUCGAAGGGUUAGAGAAGCUUGUCAACGACUACGCUGAGGGUAUGGAUAAGGACGUACCAAAACUGCUAGCGCUGCCACUGUUCGCUGCACUCCCACAAUACGCUCAACAGCGUAUCUUUGCACCCACCCCUUAUCGGACAAGAAAAGUCAUCCUAGCGACCAACAUCGCUGAAACAUCUGUCACCGUGCCUGGGGUCAGAUAUGUCAUUGACUGUGGCAAGUCGAAGAUCAAGCAGUUUCGUAAUCGCCUUGGCCUCGAGUCCUUGCUUGUCAAACCCAUCUCCAAAUCUGCAGCUAUUCAGCGCAAGGGUCGUGCGGGUCGUGAAGCGCCUGGUCAAUGUUAUCGUCUGUACACAGAAAACGGCUACAAGGAAAUGGAGGAACGCACAACGCCCGAGAUUUUGCGUUGUGACCUAAGUCAGGCGAUACUCACCAUGAAAGCACGUGGUGUAGACGAUGUCCUCAACUUCCCAUUCUUGGAUCGGCCCCCACGAGAAGCCCUGGAGAAAGCCCUGCUGCAGCUCUUACAUCUACAAGCACUGAGCGAGACGGGGGACAUCAGCGACACAGGUCUCAAAAUGGCCAAACUUCCUCUGACACCGACUCUGGGUCGAGUUCUGAUUGAAGCGGCAAGACCUGAACGUGAUUGCUUACUGGAUGUUAUUGACAUCAUCUCUGCACUCAGCGUAGAAAACGUAUUCUUGAACUUGGUGACUGAAGAGCGAAAAGAGGAGGCGGAAGAAGCGAGGCGCGAAUUAUACCGGCGAGAAGGCGAUCAUCUGACGUUACUCGUGACUGUCCAAAGAUAUGCUGAGGAGCGGACAGACCGCAAAUUGUGGUGCGAGAAGCAUUUCGUGUCUCACAGGGCUAUGCAAAAUGUCAUGAACAUCCGGAAGCAAUUGCAGCAACAGUGCACGUCACUCAAGUUGCUAUCAUCGGAAAAUAAACAGUCAAAUAAAGCUCCAUCAGAAGCUAAAAGCCAGGCUAUCCUAGCCUGUAUGUUGCGCGGCUUCAUCUCUAACACGGCACGCAUGAUGCCGGAUGGGAGCUACAAAACGCUCAUAGGCAACCAGACAGUUGCGAUUCAUCCGAGCUCUGUGUUGUUUGGCCGUAAAGUCGAAGCGAUUGUGUUCAAUGAGUUUGUUUUCACUGGCAAGGCUUGGGCAAGAGGUGUAAGCGCCGCUCAAUUGGAUUGGGUCACCGAGGUGGUCGAUGCUAUCUUCUAG
Messenger RNA from Plenodomus lingam JN3, 2445 nucleotides. RefSeq lists its product as uncharacterized. The record is from RefSeq and is a predicted model, not a curated record. Lineage: Eukaryota; Fungi; Ascomycota; Dothideomycetes; Pleosporales; Leptosphaeriaceae. Gene Ontology annotation, biological process: positive regulation of transcription by RNA polymerase I. Gene Ontology annotation, molecular function: ATP binding; helicase activity; double-stranded RNA binding. Gene Ontology annotation, cellular component: intracellular anatomical structure; nucleolus.